Messenger RNA from Astyanax mexicanus (Mexican tetra), 1540 nucleotides. RefSeq names its product DnaJ heat shock protein family (Hsp40) member B4 (gene dnajb4). The record is from RefSeq and is a predicted model, not a curated record. Gene Ontology annotation, molecular function: protein-folding chaperone binding. Lineage: Eukaryota; Metazoa; Chordata; Actinopteri; Characiformes; Acestrorhamphidae. The coding region runs from base 264 to 1292 and encodes 342 amino acids. The transcript has 3 exons. Gene Ontology annotation, cellular component: cytosol.
GGGAGGGCGGAAUGGCUAUUUAAAGAGGGAACCAAGGAGAGAGGCAGAAAAACAGAGUAAAACACGAGCCAGAGCAUCGAGUAACCGCCUCCAUAUAGCCGGACGAGCUGCCUUCGUCGUGCCAUCACUCAUCUAUCUCCACUUAUCCACCAUCUCCACCUCUUCCAGCGGAUAACUGACACGUUCAUAUGCUGGUUAUUUCCUAUUUUUCCAAAGGAUAACCGUCUCAGUCUGCCUCAGUCUUCUCUCAGGAGGCUGAAAACAUGGGAAAAGACUAUUACAAAAUACUGGGGAUCUCGAAAGGAGCCGCAGAAGAGGACAUUAAAAAGGCGUACAGAAAACAGGCUCUGAAAUGGCACCCCGAUAAAAACAAGGCGCCCAACGCCAGCGAGAAAUUUAAGGAGAUAGCCGAGGCUUACGAGGUGCUGAGCGACCCGAAAAAACGAGAGAUAUACGACCAACACGGAGAGGAAGGUCUUAAAGGUGGUGGCGGCCCCACUGAUGGACAAGGCAGCAACUUCACCUACACCUUUCAUGGAGACCCCCACGCAACUUUCGCCACCUUCUUCGGCGGCGCCAACCCGUUCGAGAUGUUCUUCGGCAGGAAGGUGAACGGCAGGGACGACGACGACAUGGAAGUGGACGGCAGCGACCCGUUCGGCUCCUUCACCAGCUUUAACAUCAACGGCUUCCCCCGUGGCGAGCGGCCCGUGGGCUUGGGUGGGCAGCCGCGGAGCAGGAAGCAGGACCCUGCCAUUCACCAUGAGCUGAGAGUGUCCCUGGAGGAGGUCUUUCACGGCUGCACCAAGCGAAUGAAGAUCUCACGCAAGCGGCUGAACCCAGAUGGACGCACCAUGAGGACAGAGGACAAGAUCUUGACCAUCGAGAUUAAGCGUGGCUGGAAGGAAGGCACAAAGAUCACAUUCCCCCGAGAGGGUGAUGAAGCACCCAACACCAUCCCAGCUGACAUAGUGUUCGUCAUCAAGGACAAGCCUCACGCCCACUUCAGGAGAGAGGGGUCGGAUAUUGUCUACCCAGUGCGCGUCAGUCUGCGGCAGUCGUUGUGUGGCUGCUCCGUUACUGUGUCAACGAUAGAUGGGAAAACGUGCAACAUAAAGAUAACUGACGUCAUCAAACCUGGCAUGAGGAAGACAAUCGCUGGACAGGGUUUGCCCUUCCCUAAAAACCCAGAUCAAAGAGGAGACCUCAUAGUGGAGUUUGAUGUGAAUUUUCCAGACACUCUGCCGACUAACGCCAAGGACGUCCUGAAACGGCACUUGCCCACUUCGUAAAAUCAAAGAAAGGGACCGGACUGAAAUGACAUUCAAGUCCCGAAAACUGUUGUUAUUUUUUUUCCCCCACCUGUCCUUGAACUUUAUUGACAAAUCACUGCUACACCCCAUACAGAAUGUGCAAUCUCUAUUUUUUUUUUAUCUAUUUAGGGUUUAGUAUUGUCUGUUUUCUGUUGCAUGCUGAAACAAGGUCAUAAAAGUGCUACAAGUGCUAACUCCAUGUAUCAGAAGUAAAUGUGGAAAUUUGA